AUGGUAGGCCCAAUGAGACCUCAGAUUGUGCUAUUUGGCUCCUCCAUAAUUCAGAUGAGCUACACUAAUGAUGGUUGGGGUGCUAUUCUUGCUAAUUUGUAUGCUAGAAAGGCGGACAUAAUUUUGAGAGGAUACUCAGGUUGGAAUUCAAGGCGUGCUUUGGAGGUUCUAGAUGAAAUUUUCCCCAAGGAUGCCCCUGUGCAACCAUCAUUGGUUAUCGUCUACUUUGGUGGUAAUGAUUCUAUUGAACCUCACCCAUCUGGCCUUGGCCCUCAUGUACCUCUCCAAGAAUAUGUUGAAAAUAUGAGGAAGAUUGCUAACCAUUUAAAGAGUCUCUCAGAUCAUAUUCGCCUUAUAUUUCUCACCUCACCUCCCAUCAAUGAGGAACAAAUCCGCAAAAAACUCAGUGCAACGCAGACAGGAAGAACAAAUGAAUGCUGUGGAAUAUAUGCAGAGGCUUUAAUGGAGCUAUGCCAAGAGAUGAAUAUCAAAGCCAUUAAUCUUUGGUAUGCAAUCCAAACAAGGGAUGAUUGGUUAGAUGUUAGCUUCACGGAUGGAGUUCAUCUAUCAGGUGAGGGAAGCAAAGUAGUAGUGAAGGAAAUAUUAAGGGUUCUAAGAGAAGCAGAUUGGAAGCCUAGUUUGCAUUGGAUGUCAGUGCCAACUGAAUAUGCAGAAGAUUCACCAUAUUAUCCUCCAAGUCAAGAUGGAACAACUACUAUAAAUGUGUCUUAUAGUAUCUCAAGGAAAAGUUUGCAGUGGGAUUUGUAA
Molecule: messenger RNA, 768 nt
Organism: Gastrolobium bilobum
Lineage: Eukaryota; Viridiplantae; Streptophyta; Magnoliopsida; Fabales; Fabaceae
Product: GDSL esterase/lipase WDL1-like
Exons: 6
Coding region: 1-768 (255 amino acids)
Molecular function (GO): hydrolase activity, acting on ester bonds
Source: RefSeq, a predicted model, not a curated record